Molecule: messenger RNA, 1347 nt
Organism: Nelumbo nucifera (sacred lotus)
Lineage: Eukaryota; Viridiplantae; Streptophyta; Magnoliopsida; Proteales; Nelumbonaceae
Product: FHA domain-containing protein FHA2-like
Biological process (GO): regulation of ribosomal protein gene transcription by RNA polymerase II
Cellular component (GO): nucleus
Molecular function (GO): protein binding; sequence-specific DNA binding
Source: RefSeq, a predicted model, not a curated record
AUUUUUCCGGUUUGGUCGUGAAGCCGAUGAGAGUGGCCCAUACUCUUCUUCCUCCGGCUUUCCCCCCUAUUUUCCACGCUACUCUCUCUCUCUCUCUCUCUCUCUCUCUCUCUGUGGUUUAUCGGAGAAGAUGGGAAGUAGCGGCAGCGGAGGCGACGUGGAGGCUGGAUUUGCCAAACUCCAAGGCGAAGACUUCGAAUACUACAUGCAGACUUACUCCAUAAUCUUGGGCCGGAACAGCAAGAAAUCGACGGUCGAUGUCGAUCUCUCCAGCCUCGGUGGCGGCAUGAACAUCUCCCGCCAUCACGCCCGUAUUUUCUACGACUUCCAGAGGCGCCGGUUCGCCCUAGAAGUUCUCGGCAAGAACGGAUGCUUCGUCGAGGGCGUCCUCCACCUCCCCGGCAACCCUCCCGUAAAGUUAGAUUCCCAGGACCUUCUCCAGAUUGGCGACAAAAAAUUCUACUUCCUCCUUCCCGUCCGCAGCAUCAUUGGCGGCUCUCUGCCCCGCCACAUUCCCCAUGCUCCCCCGCCCAUUCCGUCGUCUGCUGCGCAUCUUUCCCAUUCCCGUGUUGCGCUGCCUCCUCCACAGCUGUAUCCUUCGAAGAAGGGGCGGGGUAGGGCAUCGAGUGAUUAUUUGGAUGACGAAGAUGAAGACGAUGACGAUGAGGAUGUUGUUGCUGCUGGUGUUGGCAAGAAGUUGCGGAGGGAAGGGCAUGAGAUGUUUGGAUACGGUGGGUCUGGCGGAAAGGCGGGAUCAUCUGGACAAUUGGAUAAAAAGUCGGAGACGAGGUCAAGGGCUGACAGGGAAGCAGAUAAUCAUCAACUUUUGCAGUUGGAAGAAAAAGAUGUUGUCUCUUCUGUAGCAACUGUACUUUCUGACCUUUGUGGUCCAGGAGAAUGGAUGCCCAUGGCAAAACUUCAUGCUGAGCUGGUAGAGCAGUAUGGAAAUAUCUGGCAUCACAGUCGGGUACGGAGAUACCUCACAUCUGAGGACUGGCCUGCCACUGAAUCCAAGGGAAGACCGUGGUUUGGACUACUCACUUUGCUAAGAAAAUACCCAGAACAUUUUGUCAUCAAUACAAGAUCCAAGGGGCGUGUUACAUCAGAAUUUGUCUCAUUAGUCUCCUUGCUGUCUUAAAACUCGAAUCACUGUUUUUUUUUUUUUUUUUGACGAGUAAGAUCACUGGGUUUUUCGGAUGUGUAUUUUUCUUGGGGCAUGGUAAUUGGGGACUGAACCCUCUGAAACUGUGGCUGUAAACUGUAAUAUGGAUUCUUCCAUGCCCACUUUUGGGGUAAACAAUCCUUGUUUAUGAAAUAUAUGAAUUAGUAUUUUCUGUCUUGUUUCAA